Molecule: messenger RNA, 1591 nt
Organism: Thamnophis elegans (Western terrestrial garter snake)
Lineage: Eukaryota; Metazoa; Chordata; Lepidosauria; Squamata; Natricidae
Gene: DUSP26
Product: dual specificity phosphatase 26
Exons: 4
Coding region: 343-927 (194 amino acids)
Biological process (GO): negative regulation of MAPK cascade; protein dephosphorylation
Cellular component (GO): cytoplasm
Molecular function (GO): protein tyrosine/serine/threonine phosphatase activity; MAP kinase phosphatase activity
Source: RefSeq, a predicted model, not a curated record
UCUUCCUCCCUCCCUCCCUCCCUUCCUCUCCCAUCCAUUGUUGGAUAGGAAACAAAUGUGCCCCUGGACAUUCCAGGGCUUAAAAUAGAUGUGAAGACUGCAGCCUUUUUUCCUCCUUGCAGCCAUAACACUGGGAGCGGCAGCAACAGCAGCAACAGCCGUACGGAGAAGGGGAGAAAUGGCUGGCUAGAUUUGCCAGCCGCCUGAGAAAAAAAACAACAUCACAGCUUUGACAAAGACCAGAAACCGAUCGUGGGUGGUGGUCAUAGCAGAAAUCCUGUCUGGGCCCCAGCCCAACCCCCUGUAGCAGCCCAGGAUGCAACAGGGGCCACAGUGGCACCCAUGUCUCAGUUCUCCAGGAAUACCUCCAGACCUCCUGUCUGGAGGACGCAUGAUGACACGGUCAGCCACCCCAUCCUUAGUGUUUUUGAGCUUGAGAGGCUCCUGUACACGGGGAAGACAGCCUGUAACCAUGCGGAUGAGGUCUGGCCAGGACUGUACCUGGGAGAUCAAGAUAUAGCAGCCAACCGACCUCAGCUGGCCCGACUGAACAUCACUCACAUCCUCAAUGCUUCUCACAGCAAGUGGCGGGGAGGCCCAGAUUAUUAUGCAGGCACUGGCAUCUGCUACCUGGGCAUUGAGGCACACGACUCGCCCACCUUUGAUAUGAGCCCCUACUUUCAGCCUGCUGCAGAUUUCAUCCACAAAGCCCUCAGCAAGAGUGAAGGGAGAAUCCUUGUUCACUGUGCCGUGGGGGUAAGCAGAUCAGCUACCCUGGUCCUUGCCUACCUCAUGAUUUAUCACCGCUUGACUUUGGUGGAGGCCAUAAAGAGCGUCAAGGACCAUCGAGGCAUUAUUCCCAAUCGGGGUUUUCUACGCCAGUUGAUCAUCUUGGACAACUCCCUCAGGCUGAAGAGAAGACUGUAAGCAGAGGAGUCAUUGGGAAACCACGAUAGCAUAGUUUGUGUUGGUAAACAUGAGGCGUUACUAGCCUAGUUUGGGCUCGGUUAACCCCAACCUUCCACAAAUUGUGUCUCACAGUAGUUCAGCUCUAACAUUUCAAGAUGUACUUUCAAUGUUCCCAGUGGUUAGGUUCAGGAGUCAACUAGAGCGGAGCAAGUUCAGGUUUCUGAGAGGAAGAUGUUUUCUUUCCGCCUUUCCCCCUUUGGCUUUCCAAAGCCAUUUUCCAAGACAAUGUCCCAACCUCAUACUGAGGAAGUUUUUAACGCUGAAAUUCCCAUGGAGUGAUGUGUCUUGUAAUUUGUUUCCUCCUAUUUGCUUCUAGCUUUUGUUUUAAAAAGUGGCAAGCCCCAGUAUAUUUUAACAAUCAAAAUAAAGUUCUAUAGAUCACAAGGAUGCUAAAUGGAUUUUAUUUUUCACUUCCAAGUUGAAAGAACCAUUCAGAAAUUUCUGCCACAUUUAUGAAUGGAAAAACAUGCUAGAAGAUUAAACUUGGUUUAUGAUAUCUUCCCCUGGUAUUUAAUAGAAAUAGAAAGGCUACAGACCAGUGAAGAGAAUGCUAUAAAAUACUCAAUUUAUGACCAUAAUAGAACCAAAAUUCCCAUUGCUAAGCAAGUCAAUUAUUAAUUCU